Molecule: messenger RNA, 852 nt
Organism: Plenodomus lingam JN3
Lineage: Eukaryota; Fungi; Ascomycota; Dothideomycetes; Pleosporales; Leptosphaeriaceae
Source: RefSeq, a predicted model, not a curated record
AUGGCCACACCAACAAAUUCUGACCCUGUCUUUGACAGCCUCGGACCACGCAUGUCACUCUUCACACCCCAAGAGGCCGCACCAGGCCAGCUCAUCAUCCUGUGCACCUGGCUCGGCGCCGGAAAAAAGCAUAUUGCAAAGUACGCAGCGGGAUACCGGACCAUAGCCCCGCGUGCUAAAAUAUUACUCAUCGAGUCUUCCGUCUGGAUCAUAGCCAGUCCUUACACAAGACAAUGGGCAGCCAUCCAACCCGCCGCGGAUGUCGUCCUCGCAGGACUAGCCGCUUCUAGCCAGGCCUCGCUAAAACCAAACAUCAUGAUCCACACCUUCUCCAACGGUGGCACCAACUCUGCAACACAGCUGCUUAUUGUGUUGCAGCGGCGGCUGGGCUACGCACUCCCCGUCACCGGAAUCUUGUGUGACAGUGGGCCUGCUCGUGGGACGUAUACAAAGUCGUUCCAUUCGAUGCUUCUUUCACUGCCCAAGGGACUCUUCUGGCGUAUCAUUGGACCCAUUAUCAUCAUGUUUGUCACCAACGUGCUGUUUGGCUCUCAGCUCAUCGGGUGGGAGAAGCCAGAGCGAAUCUAUCGGCGGACGCUGCUCGAUCACAAUCUGGUCAAUUGUAGGAGAAUCUGUUAUGCGUUCUCCAAGGCGGAUACGCAUGUCGAUUGGGAUGACAUUACAAGCCAUGCAGAUGAUGCCCGAAGUAAAGGCUGGAAUGUCAGGGAGCUGUUGUUUCAUGGUACGCCGCACUGCAACCAUAUCUCGAAAUAUCGAGACGAGUACUUUGAAGCCAUGCGUCGGGUUUGGGAGGGUGGCGCACUGGCACCGGGCCCAAAGGCGUUGUUGUAA